AUGGAUCGCACGGCCACCAGGAUGCCCUCUGAAUCGAGCUACUGGAUCGUCAGCGUGCCCGUGCAGGAGGAGAAGAGCACCGAGCAGAUGCACCGAGAGCUUGUCUCGCGGCUGGUACGGGACUCGGCAUGCGAGGAGCAGGACCUGGCGCCGCUCCCCCUGCCUGAGCUCAAGACGGGCACGCUCGAGUCGCUGAUUAUCAUGGCGGAGGACCUUCCCAAGAUCGACGCGCUCUUUGGCUCGAUUACGACGCGCAUUGUCGACACGCUGCGGGCGCUCGUGAAUGACGACGAGGAGGCGCUCAACGAGCACCUGCUGAUCGACGGACAGAGCGUAGAGGACUACCUCUUGUCGUGGCACUGGCACAACGGCAAGUACCGCGCGGACAAGUCGCUCAACGAGAUCGUCGAGCGCCUAACGCGCGAGAUGCAGUCUAUCGACCAUGUCAUGAAGCAGAAGCUCAACACCUACAAUGCGGCCAAGGGCCAGCUGCAGCAGCUCGAGCGCAAGAAGCAGUACGUAUCCAGCGCUUACCCCAGCGGCAACCUGUCUGUGUGCUCGCUCGCGGACAUUGUGUCGCGCGACGACUUGGUGGACCCGAGCUCCGAGUUCCUCGUGACGCUGCUCGUGGUCGUGCCCAAGAACCAGGCGUCCCAGUGGCUCAACAGCUACGAGCGCCUGUGCGAUCUCGUUGUGCCCCGCUCGUCCCGCAAGCUUGCGGAGGACGAGGAGUAUGCGCUGUUCAAUGUGACUGUGUUCAGGAAGAAGCAGGACGAGUUUGUGCAAAAGUGCCGUGAGGUCAAGGGCCAGGUGCGCGACUUUACGUGGGACGAGGGCCUGCUCGAGCGCGAGCGCCAGGAGCUGUACGAGGCGGGCGCCUCGGAGAAGGAGCUCUGGACCGAGCUGCUGCGGCUCAGCCGCACGCACUUUGCCGACGCGUACCAGGCGCUGAUCCACUUCAAGGUCGUGCGCACCUUCGUCGAGAGCGUCCUGCGCUUCGGCCUGCCUGCUACGUACUUUACCGUGGUCAUCGAGCCUACGCCGCGCAAGGCCAAGACGAUCCUCACAUCCCUCACGAGCCACUUUGGCUACCUGGACGAGUACCUCUCCCGCACCGAAAAGGGGCACGCAGCCGACGCACAGGCGCACCAGGACACGCCUGGCGAGUUUGCCAACCUGCUGGAGCAGGAGGUGUUCCCCUUUGUCCUUACGGAACAGCCCAUGAUUACUGUGUAG
Messenger RNA from Malassezia sympodialis ATCC 42132, 1236 nucleotides. RefSeq lists its product as uncharacterized. Gene Ontology annotation, biological process: proton transmembrane transport. The transcript has a single exon. Gene Ontology annotation, cellular component: vacuolar proton-transporting V-type ATPase, V1 domain. NCBI's taxonomy places the organism in Eukaryota, Fungi, Basidiomycota, Malasseziomycetes, Malasseziales, Malasseziaceae. Bases 1 to 1236 code for a protein of 411 amino acids. Gene Ontology annotation, molecular function: proton-transporting ATPase activity, rotational mechanism. The record is from RefSeq and is a predicted model, not a curated record.